AUGGAAAACUAUCAAAUAAUACAAUAAAUUGGUAAAGGAAGUUUUGGAAUAGUUCAAAAAGUUAAACGAAUACAAGACAAUAAAAUUUUAGUAUCAAAAGAAAUAAACUAUGGUAAAAUGUCAGAAGGUGAAAAACAACAAUUGGUAUAAGAAGUAAAUAUAAUACGUGAAUUAAAUCAUCCAAAUAUAGUCAAAUAUUAUGACAGAAUAAUAGAUAAAAAAGAAAAAAAAAUACAUAUAAUAAUGGAAUAUUGUGAGGGAGGAGAUUUAAAUACAUUAUUAAAAAAAUGCAAAAAAACAAACGAUUUUAUAAAAGAAGAUGCUAUUUGGAAAAUAUUCACUUAAAUAAUUUUCGCUUUGAAUGAAUGUCAUAAUCGCCAAAAAAAUAAAAUACUGCACAGAGACCUUAAACCUGCUAAUAUAUUUUUAGAUUCAUAGAAUAAUAUUAAAUUAGGUGAUUUUGGUUUAAGCAGAAUACUUGGAGAAAACUCUCAAUUUGCAGAAACACAUGUAGGGACACCAUAUUACAUGUCUCCGGAAUAGAUUCAGGAGAGCUAAUAUAACGAAAAAAGCGAUAUUUGGAGCUUAGGGUGCCUUUUGUAUGAAAUGGCAGGUCUUAAACAUCCUUUUUAGGCUAAUAAUCAUCUUGCAUUAGCUAUAAAGAUAAAGGGAGGGAGCUUUGAUAGAAUUCCUUUUUAAUAUUCGGAAGAUUUAUAACAAUUAAUAUUAUAAAUGCUUAAUGUAAAUCAAGAAUUGAGGCCAAGUGUAUAAGAUUUGAUGAAAUUAAAUUAAAUAAAUUUCAGACUAAAAGAGAAAGAAAUAAGAAUUUUUUAUUAAAAUGUGAAAUUUAAGGAAGAAAAAAUAAAUAAAAUGAAGGAAUAUAUAGAAAUAUUAUAAAAGAGAAUUACUGAAAAGGAGAAUAAAAAUAUUUCUUUAUAAAAUUAUAUAUAAAAAAUAGAAAAUGAAAUUAGUUAGUUUGAAAUUUAAUAAAAAAAUAGUUUUUGUGAGGUUACAAGUUAAAAUUUAAAUAAAGAAUAUUAAAAAGAUAAUUUUAAAAAACUAAAUUAAUAUAUAAAUAAUAAUAAUAAUUAUAAAUAGAAUAUUUCUAAUAAUAGAUAGAAUUUAAGUAAUAUUAGAUCGAGUUUAGAUAAUAAUAGAUAUAGUUUAAGUAAUUUAUUUUAAAAAAAAUAAGAUUAUCAUAAUAAUGGUUAUAUAUAAAGAGUAAUCAGUAUUAGUGCUAGUAACCAUAAUAAUGAGUUAUCGAAUGAAUAUAAAUAGGAAUAAUAAAAAAAUUAAAAUAAUAAUAAUUAUAAAUAAUAUAAAACUAAUUUUUAAUAAUAAAAUAAUUAUAAAUGA
This is a messenger RNA of Ichthyophthirius multifiliis, 1356 nucleotides long. RefSeq names its product never in mitosis gene A-related kinase, putative. The record is from RefSeq and is a predicted model, not a curated record. Lineage: Eukaryota; Ciliophora; Oligohymenophorea; Hymenostomatida. The transcript has 2 exons. Gene Ontology annotation, molecular function: protein kinase activity; ATP binding. Gene Ontology annotation, biological process: protein phosphorylation.